AUGGCGGUGCUGCAUGCCAGAUGCCAGCUUGAAGUGGGAGAGACAUUCCGGCAUUGGAGCAUCAUUGGCAUAGAAUCCAUCAACCAUACUCGCGAUGUGACCAAGGGUCGGUUUAUAUGA
Molecule: messenger RNA, 120 nt
Organism: Cladophialophora carrionii CBS 160.54
Lineage: Eukaryota; Fungi; Ascomycota; Eurotiomycetes; Chaetothyriales; Herpotrichiellaceae
Exons: 1
Coding region: 1-120 (39 amino acids)
Source: RefSeq, a predicted model, not a curated record